UGCAUCAUAUUGGAGACCCCGUUGAGAGGAUCUUUUCUCUCUAUAAAGAGAAGAUGCAGCUCAGGCGCCUCUGAGAUGAUCGCAAGGAUUUACUGCGCGCCACUCUGCAUCUAACUUCGGACGGGCGUCCUCUGCUGCUUCCACUUCCACACCAAGUCCUCUGGACUGCGACCACGCGAGAACGUGUUUACUCAGUGGACUGAGGGACAUUUUAAUGACGCAGGAUUUACUCUGCCAAAGUCUCUCAGUCACAGAGACCCGAACGUGAGCGUCUUGUUCUUGUGCGCUCCGAGCUUUAGCUCCGAGCUGUAGUUCGUGCACGUCGUCGCCUCUUGGCGCAGUUGGUGUUGCAGGUGCGCGGAGAAGGAGCGCGAGGACAGAUGGCUGCGCUGGCGAUACAAAGGACUGACAACUUUUUACACACCUUUUUACAGGACCGGACGCCCAGCUCGUCUCCAGAGGGAGCACCCAACGCCCUCUCCUUCCUGGCCACCACCUGUAGCCAGGCCUGGCAGGUUGGAGGCGCUAUGGGCUCAGAAGGCUCCCAGUUCCCCUACGAAAGCACCGUCAGCUCCACGUCAGGAAUGUUUCAGCUCUGGAGCAACGACAUAGCGCCAAGCACAGCCCUCAGCACACACCAGAUGACCUUCACGGUACCUAAGGUGCAGUUCCCGGGACACAUGCAGCCUGGUCUGGGUCACCAUCAUCAUCAUCACCCCCAUCAUCACCACCACCACCACCACCAUGAGCUGCCUCUCACCCCUCCAGCUGAACCGCCAUCUUCCUACUCUUUUGAACUCUCCCCUGUUAAAGUGCUGUCUUCGCAGCCACAGACCACCAGCCCCUAUUAUCCUCAGCACAAUAGUGUGGGACAAAACUUCCCCAGCUUCAUCCAGAACUCCUCAGCCAGGCACCACCUGCCUGGAGGCCAUGUGGACGAAGGGCAGCAGUGGUGGAGCCUCCCCCAAACCAACGCCACCCCUGCCCACCAUCCCUUCUCCCUCGGCAGACAGCUGGUGUUGGGCCACCAGCCCCAGAUUGCUGCUCUUCUCCAAGGCACCUCCAAGGGCCUGCUGAGCUCCACGCGCCGAUGCCGCCGCUGCAAGUGCCCCAACUGCCAGGCAAAUGGUGGGGGGUUAGAGUUCGGAAAGAAGAGACUGCACAUCUGCCACAUCCCAGAGUGUGGCAAAGUGUACAAGAAGACCUCUCACCUCAAGGCACAUCUGCGCUGGCAUGCCGGGGAGAGGCCGUUCAUCUGCAACUGGCUCUUUUGCGGUAAAAGCUUCACCCGUUCAGACGAGCUCCAGCGGCACCUCCGCACGCACACUGGAGAGAAGCGCUUUGGGUGCCAGCAGUGCGGCAAGAGGUUCAUGAGGAGUGAUCACCUCUCCAAACACGUCAAGACCCACCAGACCAGGAAGAGCCGGUCUGGGCCACCUUCACAGAGCACGGACCCGCUGCUCACGAAUAUCAAGAGAGAGUGAUCUCUGUGAGCAAAUCACUCCAAAAUAAUAAUCAACAAUGAAUAGACUGUGUGACUUACACUAACCACCAUAGGUUUGCACUCUAGGGUGAGCAUGAAGCGGCCCGAAGAUCUUCUCGUCAAAGCCCUACUUUUGACUUCAAAAAUAUAUUUAAAGACCAUUUUUAAUUAAAGUAAUUGUGUGCUAUUUGAGGCACCUUUGAAGAAUACUUGAAGCCUUUUUCAGUGAUAUUGUGAGAUUUUUGCUGAAUUCAGUGUAAUGCCAGAGAAACAGAUUUCCCCUGAAUCAAAAAAAAAGAUUUAAUGCCUUCCACAAUUUAAGAUUUGUUUAAAUUUCAUCUGAAAAAACAUUUUCAAUAUUCAUUUUGUAAAUAUUUUUAGAAGGAUGUGACAGAUAUCAGACAAAUCCCACAAGGUUUAUCUUCACAUGUUGUCCAUAUUGUGUUCAAAAUAAAUGUAUGCCUUAGAACAGCUAAUGGUUGCUCUAAAAAAGAAAAAAAUUCCUGCCCUUGUUAACGGGUUCAGAAUGAAAAUGUGCUUCUGUUACCGCUAAUUUGAUUAUUAUUCCAAAACAUACCCACAUUUGUGAGCUUUAAGGUUAAGACCUGUAUUGAAAUGUAAGUCUUUGAUCUACAGAUUUAUCUUGUUUGCUCUUAAGCAGUAAUGUGAAGCGGCGUUGCUCCAGAUUAGCAAACAUUCGAAAUGUUCCAAAUCUUUGUAAAUUAUGUAUAAAUAUCAUUAACAAUUUUAUUAGGAUUAUGGCCGCAUGUACAUUUUAAUAAACAUUGUCCUUGCUGAAACAAU
This is a messenger RNA of Pseudoliparis swirei, 2287 nucleotides long. RefSeq names its product Sp5 transcription factor-like (gene sp5l). Gene Ontology annotation, biological process: regulation of transcription by RNA polymerase II. The transcript is spliced from 2 exons. Gene Ontology annotation, molecular function: DNA-binding transcription factor activity, RNA polymerase II-specific; RNA polymerase II cis-regulatory region sequence-specific DNA binding. NCBI's taxonomy places the organism in Eukaryota, Metazoa, Chordata, Actinopteri, Perciformes, Liparidae. The coding region runs from base 381 to 1484 and encodes 367 amino acids. The record is from RefSeq and is a predicted model, not a curated record.